Penicillium malachiteum is the source of this 510-nucleotide messenger RNA. RefSeq lists its product as uncharacterized. The transcript has a single exon. The coding region runs from base 1 to 510 and encodes 169 amino acids. Lineage: Eukaryota; Fungi; Ascomycota; Eurotiomycetes; Eurotiales; Aspergillaceae. The record is from RefSeq and is a predicted model, not a curated record.
AUGCUUGCAAGUUUCAAAAACAUAUUCACCCCAUCUACAUAUCCUUCAGCACUCAUCGCUAUUGGCAACUUUGGUCCUCGGGCCACAAUCACUGUUCUUCAUCUUGUACCCGAGAACGGUACCACCGAACAGUUCGGCUUCACACCCUCCCAGACCAAAUUCAACCACUACGGAGCCAAAGAACAGCCCAAGUUACGCGAACAGAUCGGUACAGCCACGCUUUACGUUGGAGAUGGAGAGAGUGAAUUCAGCUUCCUUGACGAUUUGAAGACCCGGAUCCAUAAGCGGCAGAAGGACUCUUUGAGCUUGAAGCAGGAAGAGCAAGGAUAUGCUGAGGUGGCUCAGAUGGUACAAACCGUUCUUAAGCCUGCAGCACUUGAUGCCAUACGUGAAAGAGAGGGGAGAGGGCGCUCUAUGAAUGCGACGCAGACGUAUCCUGUGUAUAUUGUUUACGUUAAACGCUCGAAGCCAGGAGGGAUCAUACCUACUGAUUUCAGGAGCAUCUCUUAA